Cynara cardunculus var. scolymus (artichoke) is the source of this 2008-nucleotide messenger RNA. RefSeq names its product protein GDAP2 homolog. The transcript is spliced from 15 exons. NCBI's taxonomy places the organism in Eukaryota, Viridiplantae, Streptophyta, Magnoliopsida, Asterales, Asteraceae. The coding region runs from base 88 to 1764 and encodes 558 amino acids. The record is from RefSeq and is a predicted model, not a curated record.
AGCCAAUAAUUGUCGAUGUCUCUCUUCUCUCUGAAUUGACAGCCUCAAAUCUCUCACCGAUUAGCAGAAGGGUGGUGGAGGCAACAAAUGUACCGGCAUAUGGCGACAACCACGACCCGUGGUGGACAACCAACUGACAACGGAGAUGCUGUGGUGACUCUUGAUGAAGUUCCUAGAUGGAGUGAUGGGGAUUUUCGAUAUUCUUAUGAAAUUGAAGAUCCCAAUUUUCCAAAUUCGCACUUCCCUGAUCCGUUAACUUCAUCUUCUGGGGAAGGAAGUAGUGGAAAAGUUUCUAGGUUUCCUGUUGAUCAUGAAGUUAACUCGAAGAUUUAUCUUUGGAGAGGAAACCCGUGGAAUCUUGAGGUAGAUGCUGUUGUUAACUCUUCGAAUGAGAAUUUGGAUGAAGCUCACUGCAGUCCUGGUUUGCAUGCUGCGGCUGGGCCUGGUCUUGCUGAAGAAUGUGCGACAUUGGGUGGCUGCAGAACAGGAAUGGCAAAAGUCACCAAUGCUUACGAUCUACCUGCAAGGAGGGUUAUACAUACAGUUGGGCCUAAGUAUGCUGUAAAAUAUCAUACUGCAGCAGAAAAUGCCUUGAGCCACUGCUAUCGUUCUUGUCUAGAACUCCUCAUUGAGAACGGGCUUCAGAGCAUUGCUAUGGGCUGUAUAUACACGGAGGCAAAAAAUUACCCACGGGAACCAGCCGCUCAUGUGGCAAUAAGAACUGUCCGUCGGUUCCUUGAGAAACAAAAGGAUAAAAUUACAGGCGUAGUCUUUUGUUUGACUUCAGCAAAUGAUACUGAAAUAUAUAAGAGACUACUUCCGCUCUACUUUCCCCGUGAUAAAAAGGAGGAAGAAAUUGCAGUUUCGAAGCUUCCUGCUGAUGUUGGAGAUGAAAAUGGUGAGACAGUUAUAGAUGAACGAAAAAUCAGAAUAAAGCCCUUACCAAAUGCGAAGAAGGCUAGUCCUAAACCUCCCCGAGCGUCACUAGAUGUUCCUGUCAGUGAUCUCGGGUUGGCUAGACGGAACUCUUCAUAUUUGGAAUCAUAUUUAGAUCCAGCUUUCAUGUCGUUGAUAAAAGAUCCUGAUCAGCGGCGCAAGGAACAAUGGGAAAGAACUGCCCGAGCACAAAACGGGUUCAACUUUGCUAAAAUGCUAGGGUUUGGUGAUCUUGGGGGUCCAGCACUUUCUGCUGCUGAAGAAUACUCUCUCCAUUCUAGAUACCUUGCCAAAGCAAAUUCUCUUAAUCUUUCUGAAAUAACAGAAAUGAAGAUUUUGUACCGGGGAGGGGUAGACAGUGAAGGUCGUCCAGUAAUGGUUGUAGUCGGAGCACAUUUUCUCCUCCGUUGUCUCGAUCUUGAAAGAUUUGUUCUCUAUGUAAUAAAGGAGUUCGAGCCCUUGAUUCAAAAACCUUUUAGCAUUGUUUACUUCCAUUCUGCUGCAUCUUUACAAGUGCAGCCAGACCUGGGAUUUAUGAGGAGAUUGCAGCAAAUACUUGGCAGGAAAUGCCAGCGUAAUCUUCAUGCAAUAUACGUUCUUCACCCAACGUUUGGACUGAAAGCUGCCAUACUUGCAUUGCAACUAUUAGUGGAUGGCAUGGUGUGGAAAAAGGCUGUAUACGUUGAUCGACUUCUUCAGCUUUUCAGAUACGUUCCUCGUGAGCAGCUAACUAUCCCCGACUUCGUGUUCCAGCACGACCUGGAAGUGAACGGAGGAAAAGGGCUUAUUGUGGAUCCAAGAACGAAAUACGUAUAUCAUCGACCUUAGGCAAAGAAGCCGUUUUUGUGAAUCGAACCCGUGGGAAAAUAACGAGUUGGUCGCACAAGUUUUUUGUAUUCAGAAUUUGGGUGUUUUUAUAAAUGUGACUUGUGAAGCUAUUCUUUUUUUGGUGUAAAGUUUUGAAAUUUAGCUUCUUUCUUGUAUGAGAAAUUGUUUAUUGUUUGGAAUGAUGAUGUUUUAGUACACAUGUUAUCACUUGUAAAAGUAAUAUAUGAAUAUGAUAUUGUUAUCA